CUUUUCCAUUAUCUUUUUAUUAACUAGAAAGAGGUACUAUAUUAUAUUAUAUUAUAUUAUAUCAGACAUUAUACAAUGAGUGAAACAGAGAACAAGAAAGAGAUUGGAGGACCUGCUUCUGAGCCUUCGAAGGAAGAUAUUACAAAAGAAACUGAAAAAACCCAGGAACAAACCAGCGAGAAUGCAAAGGAAAUAAGAAUUCCUGUUGAUGUGUUAAGAAGUUUGGAUUUAAACAAUUUACAACACCAGCACCGGUCAUAUCAGCAUCCUCAUAACUUCAAUGUUCCUGAUGGCAGCAUUCCCAAUCCUCUUUAUCUUAUGGGGCAUUUUUUUAUUUUUUUCUUUGCUAUUGCUGCAGCUGUUGUGGUGUUUUACGAUAGUGGGAAUGCAGAAGCUACUGAUGGAUUUUUGGGGUUAUAUGAUGUUCCUAAGGGAGGUAAUACAAAGAGCGAGAGCAGUGGUGGUGAAGAGUUUAUAACUCGUAGCAUUGCACUUGAAGACAAGGUUGUGGAGGAAGAGAGUGUUUUCACUCCUAUCUAUACAGUUGAUACUACAGAAAGUGUUGAAUAUGGCAGUUUUGAUGAAAAAGUCCAAGCAACAAUAGCCAGUCAAGAGUAAUUUGUGCAAAAGAAAUAGGUUUGGUGAUAAAGUAGCUUUUUCCUUGGGAAAAUUAAUUUUAUGGUUUAUUUUAUUUAUCUAUAUUGAUAGCUUCUAUAAAGAAAUUGUAAUUGAAUAAACAGAGUAAUAAAUAACAGUAAUG
Molecule: messenger RNA, 760 nt
Organism: Ascoidea rubescens DSM 1968
Lineage: Eukaryota; Fungi; Ascomycota; Saccharomycetes; Ascoideales; Ascoideaceae
Exons: 1
Coding region: 76-618 (180 amino acids)
Source: RefSeq, a predicted model, not a curated record